AUGAACUUCUUCCUGGAAACACUCCAAGCCAUUGGAUUUUCUGCUUAUUACUCACUGGAGUCACUACUGUUCUUGAUUGUGCCCAGACGAAAGAAGAAUGUUAGUGGUGAAAUAGUGUUAAUAACAGGAGCGGGAAGUGGGCUUGGAAGAUUCUUGUCUUUAAAGUUUGCCAGCCUUGGAGCCACAGUGGUUCUCUGGGACAUUAAUCAAGAGGGGCUCAAGGAAACAAGUAGACUGGCCAGAGAAAAUGGAGCAGAGAGAGUACACUGUUACACCUGCGACUGUAGCAAAAGGCAGGAGAUCUACAGAGUAGCUGAUCAGGUUAAAAAAGAAGUUGGCGACGUUAGCAUCCUAGUCAACAAUGCCGGUGUUGUAAUUGGGAAGAGGCUUACUGAUAUUCCAGAUUCACUUGUGGAAAAAACCAUGGAAGUGAACGUAAUGGCACACUUCUGGACUUGCAAAGCCUUCCUCCCAGCAAUGAUUGCCCGCAACCAUGGACACUUGGUUACUAUUGCAAGUGCAGCAGCACUGACUGGAACCAGUCAUCUUGCAGAUUACUGUGCGAGUAAAUUUGCAGCAUAUGGUUUUGCAGAGUCAGUUAAUUUCGAGAUGAAAAAUCUGGGAAAGACUGGUGUUAAAACCACAAUUGUGUGUCCUUUCAUGAUAAACACAGGCAUGUUUGAUGGCUGCAAAACCAAGUGGCCAAGGCUGCUUCCCGUUAUGGAGCCAGAGUAUGUGGCUGAGAAGAUAGUCACUGCUAUUCGGCAGAAUGAAGAAGUAGUGCUGAUACCACGAAUAAUUUAUCUUUUAUUCAUUUUGAAAGUUAUCCUGCCAGUGAAAGCAACUCAUCAGCUUGCACACUAUUUUGGACACUUCCAUGUCAUGGAUGGCUUUGUAGGUCGAGCGAAGGAGGACUGA
Molecule: messenger RNA, 918 nt
Organism: Tauraco erythrolophus (red-crested turaco)
Lineage: Eukaryota; Metazoa; Chordata; Aves; Musophagiformes; Musophagidae
Product: short chain dehydrogenase/reductase family 16C member 5
Cellular component (GO): lipid droplet
Molecular function (GO): oxidoreductase activity, acting on the CH-OH group of donors, NAD or NADP as acceptor
Source: RefSeq, a predicted model, not a curated record